Molecule: messenger RNA, 831 nt
Organism: Protopolystoma xenopodis
Lineage: Eukaryota; Metazoa; Platyhelminthes; Monogenea; Polystomatidea; Polystomatidae
Source: the annotation of a GenBank genome assembly
GACGGAAGUGAACGAGUUGUGGAGUCAUUAUCCUUGAUCGAUGCAGUUGUGCCGGACGUAAUAGAAAAGCGAAAAAAUUCUUUAAAACAGCAGCAUCACCAAGUUAACUCUUUGCCUCUAACCACCAAUUCACACAACGCUAGCUGCAAUAAUCCUUCAGGUAUUCAAACUGGAGGCGGUUGUGGCAGUAGUAUAAAUUCGACCAAUAGUGGAUCUACUUUUUCCCGUGCAUCUUCCUUUCCCUCUGGAGCCAUUGCGACUUCUCAGGCUGUUUCAAUCAAUAGCACGAUUACGAAUCCAUCAGAUGGUUAUCUGGUAAAUGCAAACAGCCUAUCUGUAAACAGCGCUGAUCAGAGGGUCAAGUUAUCCUCUUCGCCACCCAAUAUCCAGCAGUCCCCUUCGCAGACCCAAUAUCCGGGCUCCUUUCCUCCGCAAUCAAUUUCAAAUAUCCUUCCUGUGUCAUCGAUUCCCCUCACUGUAAAUGCCUCGCCUUCAAUCCAUCCUAACCAUCAUCCGAAAGCAAGCGCCAACGCUGGAGGUGUUGGUCAUCAGCAUCAUCAUCUUCCACAAACUGGCCCAAAUCCUGCUCCGCAACCUCCUAAUUCCAAUCUUUCCAACUCCGUUGUCUUGAUAAACGCCGCUUUAAGUAAUUCUAACGCUCAGAUAAGUGGUGGUAAUGCGGGAAACCCUGCUGUUAUUGGAAAUACUGUGGUUCACAAUGCUACGACCAACAAACUUAUUCCUGGUCAAAAACAUCUGAGUGGAACUGUUAUAUCUAUUCAUACGAAUGGAGACAACCACACUAAUGCAAUCGGAUAUUGGCUUCGCUAA